Messenger RNA from Paralichthys olivaceus (Japanese flounder), 1915 nucleotides. RefSeq names its product voltage-dependent calcium channel gamma-5 subunit. NCBI's taxonomy places the organism in Eukaryota, Metazoa, Chordata, Actinopteri, Pleuronectiformes, Paralichthyidae. The record is from RefSeq and is a predicted model, not a curated record. Gene Ontology annotation, cellular component: postsynaptic density membrane; AMPA glutamate receptor complex. Gene Ontology annotation, molecular function: channel regulator activity; voltage-gated calcium channel activity. Gene Ontology annotation, biological process: regulation of AMPA receptor activity; neurotransmitter receptor transport, postsynaptic endosome to lysosome; positive regulation of synaptic transmission, glutamatergic.
CACGAGACAACACGGAGCGAGUGGAACCGAGAGGAAAGAGAAGAGGAAGAAGAAUAAAGAAGAGGAAGAACUGUGGUUUCAUCAACGAGUCUUCUUCGUGAAGCUCUCCUUUCUGCCGGCGGCACCCCCCUGCUGUUGAGGCUGUGGUAUGAGCCUUUGUGGCAGGAAGGCGCUGACGUUGCUGAGCAGCGUGUUCGCUGUUUGCGCCCUGGGCCUGCUGGGGAUCGCUGUUAGCACCGACUACUGGCUGUACCUGGAGGAGGGCGUCAUUCUCCCCCUCAACCAGAGCACCGAGAUACGCAUGUCCCUGCACUCUGGUCUCUGGAGGGUUUGCUUCCUGGCUGGGGAGGAGAAAGGUCGAUGUUUUACCAUCGAGUAUGUGAUGCCCACCAAUGUCCAGAUGACAUCUGAGUCCACUGUUAGUGUUCUCAAGAUGAUCCGUUCUGCCACACCUUUCCCUCUGGUCAGCCUCUUCUUCAUGUUCAUCGGUUUUGUGCUCAGCAACAUCGGCCACAUCCGACCACAUCGCACCAUCUUGGCCUUUGUUUCUGGAAUCUUCUUUAUUCUGUCAGGUCUGUCUCUGGUCGUUGGUUUGGUCUUGUACAUCUCCAACAUUAACGACGAGAUGUUGAACAGGACCAAAACCAAUGAAGCCUACUUCAGCUACAAGUAUGGCUGGUCGUUCGCCUUUGCUGCCAUCUCCUUCCUACUCACUGAGGCAGCCGGUGUCAUGUCGGUGUAUCUGUUCAUGAAGCGCUACACAGCGGAGGAAAUGUACCGGCCCCAUCAGGGCUUCUACCGGCCCCGACUCAGCAACUGCUCCGAUUACUCCGGCCAGUUCCUCCACCCAGACGCCUGGGCCGGUCGAGGCCGCAGUGCCUCCUCCAUCUCCUCUGAGGCCUCGCUCCAGAUGAACUCCUCCAACUACCCUGCCCUCCUCAAGUGUCCGGAGUACGAACAGAUGUCCUCCUCACCAUGCUGAGGCAGUGGUGUCAACACCUAUGGUGUCAAUUUGAUCUGCCUGGAUCUUGUCCUAUGAUUUGAUAUUAUCCAGCUUGAAUCACAACAAGUCCCUUCUGCAAGUGUCCUGAUAUGACCUGAUUCUCUCUCUACCCUCACCACUGCUGAUUUGUUUUGGUCACACCUUUUAGUUCUGUGGGGAGUUAAAGUUAAGUUGAAGGUUUGCCAGUUCACUUUAUUCACAGCUGACAGGUCUUAUUCCAUGUAGAGCUGGCUGAGAAAGGAAAGAGGUUGACAAGAUUGUACUUUUAUCUGCUUUUUCGACUGUUACUUGACAAACUGACCAAGAUCGGGUGACAUUAUCUGAGAGUAGUAACUUGUGUAGCUUCAAUUUGACUGUUACACGCUUCACAUCUGCAGACUCAGAGAGCUGAGUAUAGAUUAAAGCUGCAUAGAUGGCCAUGUGCAAUUGGUGUGCACAAAUUUAAAGUCAAACAUCAUAGUAGGUUGUAUCAGUCAGGAAGCAGAAUUAUCUCUGGAGUAGAGGAGGCUUUUUAAGGGGGGUAAGAUUAAGUUGUGAAAAGUUUCUUUUGUCUAGAAAAUUGCACAUGUGCACCAGCAGGUUUAUCUCACAUCCUCAGUCUCCAAUAUUUAAGAGCAGCUCUUUGUUGUUGUAAUAUAAUGUCAGUUUUUUCAUGUGCACCACAACAGUUUCAGCCACGUUCACGUGAAGUCAGGACCCAGAGCUCAGCUAUUUUCCAUGUUUCAGUGCAGAGCUUCAUGAUACACAUGAUGAAUGUGAGUUUCAACCAUUUAAAUAGAAUCAAUUUAAUAAAACCAAACAUAGACUGACUGGGUUACAUGAUGGGAGAGUUGGGUCGAUAACAGAUUGUGUUUGAACGUCCAUGUGAACCUCACCUCUUUCUGAACUUUCAGCCAUGUACAUAUACCAAAG